Molecule: messenger RNA, 1296 nt
Organism: Lineus longissimus
Lineage: Eukaryota; Metazoa; Nemertea; Pilidiophora; Heteronemertea; Lineidae
Product: insulin-like growth factor-binding protein complex acid labile subunit
Exons: 1
Coding region: 1-1296 (431 amino acids)
Cellular component (GO): plasma membrane
Molecular function (GO): protein binding
Source: RefSeq, a predicted model, not a curated record
AUGGCCCCGGAAACUUUAACACCUUUCCAAAACCUGACCUGGUUCAGGAUAUACAGAGCUGGCUUGAAUAACCUUCCACAAGCAGCAAUCCGAGGAAUUGGAAAGCUUGAAGGUAUUGAACUGUAUGCAAGUCUCAUACGAUCUAUCACCCCAGGCUCUUUUGUCGAACUAACUACCCUCAAGGAACUGCAGAUCAAAACGAACGACAUUGCAGUGUUGUCAAAUGGGACUUUUGAAGGACUCUGGAAUCUAAAAUACCUAAUAAUGUUCAAUAAUCACAUCAGAACACUUAGCCAAGGAGUUUUCUUAGCCCUUGGUAAUCUGGAGAUUCUCGAGCUAGGUGGAAAUAGUCUACCAUUGCUGAAGGACUAUUCGUUUGAUGGACUAGGUAACCUCAAACAUCUUUUAUUCGUUAAGAACAAACUUGAGGAGAUGGAGAACGGGACACUUCAUGGUCUUGGGAUGUUAUUAAGUUUAGACCUUAAGAACAAUAAAAUUACAGUGUUACCGCACGGUGUAUUCACAGGCCUAAGUAGUCUUACUGACCUGUCGAUGGAACAAAAUUUAAUAUCGAAUUUAACAGAAGGUUCGUUUGUAGGUCUGCAUAACCUCGAGUUGCUUCAUCUCAGCAAAAAUAACAUCCAGAUGAUAGAGAAAGGGGCAUUUCGUGAUCUCGGCAAGCUAUUACGUUUAAAUCUCUCUGAAAAUCAAAUCAUGGGUCUGGGGAAGGGUCGUUUUGAGGAACUAUCUAGCUUAAUGUAUCUUCAUCUUGACUCGAACAACAUCACAUCGCUAGAGGAAGGAUCGUUUGCAGGACUCGGAGCCCUCGGUACCUUGAGCAUUAGAAAUAACGAUGUCGCAGUGGUUUCAGAUGAUGCAUUUCGUGGGUUGACUGAACUAAACAGCCUUGAUAUCUCAUCCAACAAAAUAGCUUUCUUGGCGAGUGGGACAUUGACAGGACUAAACAAUCUACAGACAGUUGUCACGUCUCACAAUUUGUUCAAUUGCACCUGUGCUUUGCAAGGGAUUGCUUCAUGGUUUAGCUCAAACCGACAAAUGAUUACAGACGCCAGUAAUAUGACGUGUGACACACCGUCUAACAUGCAGGGGAUGGUUAUCCUGGACAUUGAUUGGUCUCUCUUGGGAUGCAGUGCAUGGACAACGAUUCUAUUUGUAGAUUGCGGUACAGUAACUGAGACAAUUCCACCCAAUGAGGCCUCGAAUCUGUCAGAUGCCAUCACACAAUUUGUCCGCUAUUUUGCCAUUGUUGUCACAUUAUUUGUUUUCGCGUUUUAG